AAAUAUAUAAUAGUUGUCUAAUAUACCAGUUACCUAGUUAUCAGCAAAACUCUUUGUGCACAGUCAAUUUAUAUUUAUGAAUAUUCCUGUGCACAAAGCCGCGGCUAUUAAUUAGAAAAAGCUCUCCAAAUCCAAACGGGGCUGGAUAAUAAACACUGCAUUAGGAGUAGAGAAGAAAGAGGAAUUUUGGUAGCUAAAGUGGGGCAAGGCAAGGCAAGGAAUGGAAAAAAUAUCUUGUGCUCCAGCCAGCGUGGCAUCGUUGACCUGAGCCCAAUCCAAUCCACAGAAUCGCAUCGCAUUGCACAUCCGCACGCAGUAAUGAAAAGGAGGAAACCAGGGAAAGGCGGAGAGCGAAGCCACGCCGUCGGAUUCUCCCCAUCCGAAUCUGGAGGAAAUAUCUCCAGUCCUAAUCAGCUUCACUCCUGCCCCGAAAAGAGCACCGUAAUAUCGAUCGUGCCACUCCAAAAGAGCGCCCACGGACGGCUCGGAUCCAAAAGCGCACCGCCGAAUCAAAAAUAUCGGGCUAACCGGUCCACGUGGACCGCCCCACCUCCCUUGGCCUUUUUUUUCUCGCGCUUUAUUCUCCUUUCCCCCCUCUUUUUUAUCAUUAUUUAUUUCUCCUCCUCUUCCUCAUCGCCACAGCUCAACGAAAUAUCUUCUCACCCACCGCCUCUCCCCUCUAUCUCUCUCUCCGGCCACCGCCGAUUCGAGCUCCGAUUAGCUGUCUCCGCGAGGUUGGGUGCUUCGAGACUGAGAAACCAAUCGAUUUUGGGAUUUGAUUGGGAGGAGGAGGGAGGGUCGUUUGAUUGAGUGAAAUCAGGUGGUGGUGGGUAUGGGGGAGGAGGCGCCGGAGGAGUACGACCUGGACAUGCUGGGCGGCGGAGGCGGGGAGCACGAGCGGGUGAUGGAGUGGGAGGCGGGGCUCCCGGGCGCCGACGAGCUGACCCCGCUGUCGCAGCCGCUGGUGCCGGCGGGGCUGGCGGCGGCGUUCCGCAUCCCGCCGGAGCCGGGGCGGACGCUGCUGGACGUGCACAGGGCGUCGGCGGCCACCGUCUCCCGGCUGCGGCGCGCGUCGUCGUCGUCGUCGAGCUCGUUCCCGGCGUUCGUGUCGAAGGGAGCGGGCGCGGGCGCGGAGACGGAGGCGGAGUCGGGCGCCACCGCGGGGGGAGCGGGCGGCGGCGGAGGAGGGGAGGGGGGCAGCAAGCGGGCGCGGCUGGUGUGGACGCCGCAGCUGCACAAGAGGUUCGUGGACGUGGUGGCGCACCUGGGGAUGAAGAACGCGGUGCCGAAGACGAUCAUGCAGCUGAUGAACGUGGAAGGGCUGACACGGGAGAACGUCGCCAGCCACCUGCAGAAGUACCGGCUGUACGUGAAGCGGAUGCAGGGCCUCUCCAACGAGGGCCCUUCCCCCUCCGACCACAUCUUCGCCUCCACGCCCGUCCCCCACGCCGCCCUCCACGACCAGGUUCCCUACGCCAUCCACCCCCACCCCCACUACAACGCCUACGCCGCCGCCGUCUCCUCCUACCCUCACCACUACCUGCACCACGCCGACAAGUGAAUGAAUCCUCAUCCUCCUCGUUUGAUUGGAGUAUUACUGCUCGUAUUAUCACUCUACUAUAUGAUUCAAUAAGAGAGCAACGCAAUUGUAAACUGUUACCCCUGUUAAGGAUAGUAGUUAAGUUAACCACAAUCAAGCAAGUUUGUUGUGCAUAUAUGUAUGUAUGUGUGGCGGUAAAUUGUAACUGUUAUUAAUUGAUGAGUCUGUCUGUAAUAUGAGCCUGCCUGACACCCCCAGGCUUCCUUCCCCCUUCAAUUUGGUGGAAUCCAAACAAAUGAUUCAUACU
Oryza brachyantha (malo sina) is the source of this 1847-nucleotide messenger RNA. RefSeq names its product transcription factor PCL1-like. Gene Ontology annotation, cellular component: nucleus. The transcript has a single exon. Gene Ontology annotation, molecular function: DNA-binding transcription factor activity; DNA binding. The record is from RefSeq and is a predicted model, not a curated record. NCBI's taxonomy places the organism in Eukaryota, Viridiplantae, Streptophyta, Magnoliopsida, Poales, Poaceae. Gene Ontology annotation, biological process: regulation of DNA-templated transcription. The coding region runs from base 833 to 1561 and encodes 242 amino acids.